Molecule: messenger RNA, 3521 nt
Organism: Linum trigynum
Lineage: Eukaryota; Viridiplantae; Streptophyta; Magnoliopsida; Malpighiales; Linaceae
Source: the annotation of a GenBank genome assembly
CGCGGCCGCCGCCACGUCCUGACUCUGCAUCCAUUCCCCUGAAGAGAAACGCGACGUUGAUUCGAGUCCUAGGACGGUGGUUACCUUUCCGUUUGUGGACCAACCCGGAUUUGGAUCGGAGGGGAAGUUUCUGGACUCUUCCGGCCCCAAAACUUGUCUCUCGACAGAAAUCGGGCCCAUUUUAAAUGUUGGGCCGAUGGAGAGCCCACCUCUCACAAUUUGGUACAUUCAAGAUUCAAGCCUAUUCCGACGGAGGUAGAAGAGGAAGUGCUAAAUACGGGCGGAAUAAAUGGGCAAAAAAGAGCGGGAAGCGGAAAGAAACAGUCUGAAAUGCAUCGUGACCGCGCCACGUGGCAGUGUGAAACCCAUUCCCAACUAAAUCUACAAUAUUGGCGGCUACUAUAUUCAACCUGCAGCUCACUUUAUUACUCCCCUGCUUCCGACUCUGCCUCUCUACUUCUUCCUGCUCGAAAGAAAUCACGAAUUCAAUUACAGAGUUCAUCACCUCUCUGUUUUUUCGUUUUUUUUGGCUCUAUUCCACCUGACUGAAAAUGGCGACAGUAUUGAGUCACUCAGUAGUCACAGCCACCCCUCCUCGUCACGCAGUGAACUCUCAUAACAAUUCUCUGUCCUUGUACCGUAGCGUCAUCCCGAAGAACAAUGUUGGACUGAGCCUGAACAGAUCGGACACUCUGAAACUGAGAUCAUCCAACUCCGCCGGCGGCAGAGCAUGCCGCAAAUGCCGGCCGAUUUCCCACAACCGCGCCGCCGCCGCCGCCACUGUGCGGUGCGAGGAGGGCGGCGGAGGGAUGAGAUUGGUGUUCGUCGGAGCAGAGGUUGCUCCCUGGAGCAAAACCGGCGGGCUCGGCGAUGUGCUCGGCGGGCUCCCGCCGGCCAUGGCUGCGAAGGGGCACCGAGUGAUGACGAUCUCGCCGCGCUACGACCAGUACAAGGAUGCUUGGGACACAGGGGUGGAAGUCCAGGUGAAGGUCUUGGACACAGUGGAGACAGUUCGGUUCUUCCACUGCUACAAGCGAGGGGUGGAUCGGGUUUUCGUCGACCAUCCCCUGUUCCUAGCCAGGGUAUGGGGGAAAACAGGUCCCCAGAUCUAUGGUCCUCGAGCCGGAAUCGACUACGAAGACAACCAGCUUCGUUUCAGCUUGUUUUGCCAGGCAGCUCUGGAAGCGCCAAGGCUGUUGAAUCUCGACGGCAACCAAUCGUUUUCUGGACCAUAUGGUGAGGAUGUGAUCUUCAUUGCUAACGAUUGGCACACAGCUCUCCUCCCUUGCUACAUGAAAACAAUGUACCAACCCCAAGGCCAAUACACUAAUGCCAAGGUUGCAUUCUGCAUUCACAACAUUGCUUACCAAGGCAGAUUCCCCUUCUCCGAUUUCUCCAUUCUCAAUCUCCCCAGCCAGUUCAGGGGCUCCUUCGAUUUCACUGAUGGUUAUGACAAGCCAGUGAGGGGAAGGAAGAUCAACUGGAUGAAGGCAGGGAUCAUCGAAUCAGACACGGUGGUCACUGUAAGCCCUUACUACGCCGAAGAGCUGGCUUCCGGUGAAGACAAGGGGGUCGAGCUCGAUAACAUCAUUCGGGCUAAGGGUAUCAUUGGCAUUGUCAAUGGAAUGGAUGUUCAGGAGUGGAACCCUUCUACUGACAAGUACAUCGACUUCAAAUACGAUUCGACGACUGUGAUGGAUGCAAAGCCAUUGCUGAAGGAAGCACUGCAAGCUGAAGUAGGACUGCCAGUGGACAAGAACAUCCCAGUGAUUGGGUUCAUUGGGAGGCUGGAAGAGCAGAAAGGUUCAGACAUUCUUGUGGAAGCCAUCCCACAUUUCAUUGAUAAGAACAAUGUCCAGAUUAUUAUCCUCGGAACUGGAAAGAAAGAGAUGGAGCGACAGAUUAUGAAGCUUGAGGAAUCGUAUCCAGAUAAGGCUCGCGGGAUCGCCAAGUUCAGCCCUAGCCUAGCCCAUUUGAUCAUAGCUGGUGCCGAUUUCAUGUUGAUACCGAGUAGGUUCGAGCCCUGUGGUCUGAUCCAGCUGCACGCUAUGCGCUAUGGCACGGUGCCAAUUGUUGCCUCCACAGGCGGCCUUGUUAACACGGUGAGAGACGGCCGCACCGGCUUUCACAUGGGAGAUUUCAGUGUUGAGUGCGAUGAAGUUGAUCCAAUGGAUGUGACUGCGGUAACUAGAGGCGUCGAGAAGGCAAUUGCAACCUUUGGGACUCAUGCACUGUCUGAAAUGAUCCAGAAUUGUAUGGCUCAAGAUCUCUCCUGGAAGGGGCCAGCAAAGAAGUGGGAAGAACUAUUGAGGAGCCUUGGCGUUGCUGGGAAUACUGAGCCGGGAUUCGACGGAGAUGAGAUUGCACCUCUUGCCAAGCACAAUAUCGCCAUGCCAUGAUAUGAUCUUCUCAAUAGAGUUAAAUGUUAGUUCAGAGAUCGCAUAAAGUUUUUUCUGUUUGUUUUCUGCACUUAGAAGAUGAGUAUUUGGUAUAGGUUCUUGUCAACCGCUAGUAGCCAAGACUUGUUAGGUAGCUAGAUCUUGGUUAAUAUUCGUGUACUCUUGGAAAAGAAUAGACUUCUUUUUCAAACAAAAUAUAAAAAUAAUGUUUUGCUCCUAUAUGUCCAAUCAAUUGCUAUGUCUCAACACAUUUUGGAGAGAACUAGUUAGAUCUGGAUUUGAGUGGCAUAUCAUUCCUAUCCACAACUCAUCCAUUGAUUUUUCAACAUCAAUCGGUUUUGGAUCCUUUUGGUGUUUUGAUAAAGUUAGAGUAGAGUGUCUCUUACUCAAACGGAGAGGAGCGAGAUCCCAAAUGGUGUUUUUCUCAAGGGGGAGUGGGGUGUGGGAUAUGAAGUUUUGAAUAUAACUAUACAUUAGUGUUGUGAAGAUUGAGAGGAAAAUAAUUCUCUUAGAAGCAAUUUAAAGGUAGGAGAUUCAGAAGCGUAAUAAUUUCACCUCAACCGUUCAUAAAUUUAGCUAAAGCGCUUAUAACAUUACCUAAAAAAACAUUAUAAUCGACUCUGUGUAUCUUCGUGUAUCUAAGCAAUUUCCUGUUGUUUAUGACUAUGGAAUACAUGAGUCGUGCUUGUGGAUUGCGGGUCAUUUGGAUAAGUUAUUUUGUCAAUGUGAUAUUUGCACUCAAUUGAUGCAGUGUUUUAAAUUUUGUCAUUUCAUGAGUUGUUUGAGGCUUUGAGUCCAGUGAUAUUAGAAUUGUCUUGUUUGGCUUGGGGUAUUUCAUAACAAAUUAAAACUAAAUAAUACCCACUUUAAUAAUAGUAAGGGGAAGGGAGUGCAAAGAGACCACAUGACACUAAGGGGUCGUUUGGAAGUUGCAAAUGUUAAAUCGUUGCAUUGUAAUGAAUCACCAUAAUAUAAAUGCAUGUAUUGAUACAAUGAAUGCAUUUUAACAAUACAUAGUUUGGUUGUUGAGAUUCUACUUUAUGCAUUGAUUUACAUGAAGUUACUUUUAUGGGGAAAUGACACAUUUACCAUCAACUUUUAGAAUAAGACAAAAACUAUUGG